CCCAAUGCGUCAAUCAUGUCGUGGUCCCUCUCUAAUCGAACGGCUGAGAGAGCUUAUGCUGUGUGGUAGCCUUCGUACGUAGUACUUAGAUAUAGGACACCGUGUCAAAUUCAUGAACAACCACCACCUUUAUUAUUUCUGCACUACAUGACAGACAACACUCUCUCUCUCUCCUCCAGAUUUCAAUAUUACCACCCCUGAACCUCAAAUAUCAGUUCUUGUUAUUGUUCUUCGUUUUCUUCUUUCAGGCCUUCAUCUCUCUACAUGAUGAUGGCUGGAAAAUGUCCACUGAAAUGGCUGUUACUGUCUCUUCUAUGCCAUCUAACCGUCACCCUUGCUGUCACUACGACUGUCCCGUCACCAAAGAAGACGUAUAUUGUUCAUAUGGACAAGUCGGAGAUGCCUGCAGAUUCCUUCGCCGACCACCUCGACUGGUAUGCAUCUACUCUUAAGUCAGUCGUGGCCAACCCUGACUCGGCGGAGGAUGAUAAUACAGCAGGAGAAGCUGCGCAGCGGAUGAUGUACAGUUACGAAACAGCUUUUCAUGGCUUUGCUGCCAGGCUCAGUGAAGAAGAAGCUGAGAGAAUGGAAGAGGGACUUGGUGUACUGGGCGUAUUCCCGGAAACUGUCUACCACCUACACACCACGAGGAGUCCAAUGUUCCUGGGGCUCGAAACGGAAGACAGUACUAGCGUCUGGUCUGAUGCUUUGACCGAUCAUGAUGUGAUAGUGGGAGUGCUGGAUACUGGAAUAUGGCCGGAGAGUCCAAGCUUCAAUGAUACGGGCAUGAGUCCAGUCCCUCCACGUUGGAAGGGUGCUUGUGAGACGGGCCGAGGCUUUACGAAACAUAACUGCAAUAGGAAGAUCGUCGGUGCCCGGAUCUUCUACCGUGGCUAUGAAGCGGCUUCCGGGAAGAUCAACGAGCAAGAUGAGUAUAAAUCGCCGAGAGAUGAAGAUGGACACGGUACCCACACGGCAGCCACUGUUGCAGGCUCCCCUGUGGAAGGUGCAAACCUUCUGGGCUACGCUCGAGGGACAGCCCGAGGAAUGGCACCCAAGGCAAGAGUGGCAGCUUACAAGGUUUGUUGGGCUGGUGGGUGUUUCAGCUCGGAUAUUCUUUCGGCAGUCGACCGUGCUGUGGCCGAUGGUGUUAACGUCUUGUCGAUCUCCCUAGGAGGCAGUGUGUCUUCCUAUUAUCGUGAUAGUUUGUCAAUAGCCACUUUUGGGGCCAUGGAGAUGGGUGUUUUUGUUUCCUGCUCUGCAGGAAAUGGAGGACCUGAUCCCAUCAGCCUUACCAAUGUAUCUCCGUGGGUCACCACGGUUGGAGCCAGCACCAUGGACAGGGAUUUCCCGUCCAUGGUAAAACUGGGGAAUGGCCAGAUGUUGUCUGGGGUCUCACUCUACAAAGGCCGGAGAAUUCUGUCAACAAAGCAGCAGUACCCACUGGUUUACAUGGGGAGCAAUUCGAGCACCCCCGAUCCAAGCUCCUUAUGUCUUGAGGGAACUCUAGAUCCACAUUCUGUGGUGGGGAAGAUUGUGAUAUGCGAUCGUGGUGUCAGCCCAAGAGUAGAUAAGGGUCGGGUGGUGAAAGAAGCAGGAGGAAUGGGCAUGAUCCUGGCCAACACUGCGGCCAACGGGGAAGAGCUUGUUGCCGACAGUCACCUUCUUCCGGCAGUUGCACUAGGGGCAAAGGCCGGAAAAGCUGUCAAGCAAUACACGCUAACAAAUUCUCACCCAACUGCAACUCUAGCCAUUCUUGGGACCAAGUUGGGUAUCCGGCCUUCGCCGGUGGUGGCAGCAUUCUCAUCCAGAGGUCCCAACUUCCUCACCCCCGAAAUUCUGAAGCCUGACUUGGUAGCACCCGGUGUGAACAUCCUUGCAGCAUGGACUGGUAAAGCAGGGCCAUCGGGUUUGCCGUCUGACCACAGGAGAGUGAGGUUUAACAUCUUGUCCGGGACCUCUAUGUCAUGCCCGCAUGUUAGUGGGGUUGCUGCCUUGCUCAAGGCUAGACAUCCAGAAUGGAGUCCGGCUGCAAUCAAAUCAGCUCUGAUGACCACAGCUUACGUUCACGAUAAUGCAUACCACCCACUCAGAGAUGCCUCAACUGGUGCACCUUCAAAUCCCUUCACCCAUGGGGCUGGUCAUAUAAACCCAUUGAAAGCUCUUGACCCUGGCCUAGUUUAUGACAUGGGUGUGCAGGAUUAUUUUGAAUUCCUCUGCACACAGAAGUUAACCCCACUGCAACUCAAAGUCUUCACCAAAUCUUCGAAUAGAUCCUGCCGACACAUUCUAGCAAACCCGGGCGAUCUCAAUAACCCAGCAAUCUCUGCCGUCUUCCCAGAGCAGUCAUCCGUAUCUGUCUUGACUCUUCACAGGACUGUCACCAACGUUGGGCCCCCUAUCUCAACAUACCAUGCCAAGGUCUCACAGUUCAAAGGUGCUUCCGUGGAAGUGGAGCCAAGAACUCUCCACUUCACAAGCAAAAACCAGAAACUGUCAUACAAGAUCACCUUCACCACAAAAACUCGCCAACCAAUUCCAGAAUUUGGAGGUUUAAUGUGGAGUGAUGAAAAACGCAAAGUAAGAAGUCCAAUAGUAAUCACAUGGAUGGCACCAAUGUAAGUUAUUGACAGGAAUUUUGAUGUGAAUCUAGAAGUAAACACCGUAACACAAUAAAUAGAUGUAGCUUAAAGAGUCCUGAGGCUCGUCCAUUUUUAUUUCA
Messenger RNA from Nelumbo nucifera (sacred lotus), 2722 nucleotides. It is a transcript of the gene SBT1.3, whose product is annotated as subtilase 1.3. Gene Ontology annotation, molecular function: serine-type endopeptidase activity. NCBI's taxonomy places the organism in Eukaryota, Viridiplantae, Streptophyta, Magnoliopsida, Proteales, Nelumbonaceae. The record is from RefSeq and is a predicted model, not a curated record. Gene Ontology annotation, biological process: proteolysis.